Messenger RNA from Penicillium argentinense, 990 nucleotides. Its product is annotated as putative mRNA decapping hydrolase. Gene Ontology annotation, cellular component: P-body; nucleus. Gene Ontology annotation, molecular function: RNA 7-methylguanosine cap binding; hydrolase activity. The transcript is spliced from 3 exons. Gene Ontology annotation, biological process: deadenylation-dependent decapping of nuclear-transcribed mRNA. The record is from RefSeq and is a predicted model, not a curated record. Bases 1 to 990 code for a protein of 329 amino acids. Lineage: Eukaryota; Fungi; Ascomycota; Eurotiomycetes; Eurotiales; Aspergillaceae.
AUGGCAAAAGCUUCAGACAACCCAAAGGCUGUCCCUGAGGCGCUUAUCGCCAAAUUCCAAGUCGACAGACUGCUCAAACAAGACCAGCAAGGCCGACGUAUCACCCUCCUCGGAACAAUUGACGGCCAACAAGGAAUUCUCACUGCCGAGCGCGCCGCUUUCGCAACCGAAUCCCUCGGAGUCCUGCGUGCAUUCCAUGCCGCCGUCACAAGGAUCAAGAACCUAGGCGAUAACGACAUUUACAGAUGGUACCUCGCCUCCUCGAAUGGAGCUAGCCAGGCGUCGGACGAGGCUCAGCACGACCUCAAGUUGAACCUCAUCUGGCCCUGUACUGAACAACACAUCAAGAAAUACUCGGAUCAACAAGUUCGCAUGGUCACCGAAACCCCGGCAAUUUACAAGGACCACGUGCGGCCAUUUAUGCAGGCUAAACGUGAGGAAGGGCGUCUCAACUGGGUGUUUAAUAUCUUGGAAGGCCGGACCGAGCAAGAGGAUGUCAUUAUGCGGGACGACGGGCACGGCCCAGAAGACGCAUUUCUCAUGUUGCCGGAUCUCAAUUGGGAUCGAAAGACCAUGAGCUCGCUACAUUUGCUUGCUUUGUUACACCGACGGGAUAUUUGGAGUCUGAGGGAUUUGCGAAAGAGUCAUAUUCCUUGGCUGCGGUAUCUGCGACAGCGGGUUUUGGAGGCGACGGUGUCGAUGUACCCGGAUCUGGAGCAAGAUCAGUUGAAGCUCUAUGUGCAUUAUCAACCCACGUAUUAUCACUUCCACAUUCAUGUUGUCAAUGUGAUGCUGGAAGCUGGUGCUACGCAGGCCACUGGAAAGGCCUUUGGAUUGGAAAACCUCAUUUCUCAACUUGAGACUAUGUCUGGUGGUGACGAUGCGAGCUUGGCCGAUGUCGACUUAACUUACUACCUGGGCGAAGCAAGUGAGUUAUGGACGGACAUUUUUGCCCCAUUGAAGCAGGAUGCUCAGCCAAAGACGCUUUGA